Messenger RNA from Condylura cristata (star-nosed mole), 273 nucleotides. RefSeq names its product transmembrane emp24 domain-containing protein 11-like. Gene Ontology annotation, cellular component: Golgi apparatus; endoplasmic reticulum; COPII-coated ER to Golgi transport vesicle. The annotation marks the transcript as partial. The record is from RefSeq and is a predicted model, not a curated record. Gene Ontology annotation, biological process: intracellular protein transport; Golgi organization; endoplasmic reticulum to Golgi vesicle-mediated transport. The transcript is spliced from 2 exons. Lineage: Eukaryota; Metazoa; Chordata; Mammalia; Eulipotyphla; Talpidae.
GGGGAGCACGACCUGGACGCGGCCAUCGCGCAGGCCAAGGACAAAGUGCACGAGGUCAGCUUCAAGCUCGAGCACCUCCUCGAGCAAGUGGAGCAAAUCGCCAAGGAGCAAAGCUACCAGAGGGGCCGCGAGGAGCGCUUCCGCGCCACGGGCGAGGACACCAACAGCGGCGUCCUGCACUGGGCGCUCGCGCAGACCCUGCUCCUGCUCGGCGUCGGCGUCUUCCAGAUGCGGCACCUGCGCGGCUUCUUCAUCGCCAAGAAGCUCGUGUAG